AUCUUCUUCUUCGAUUUAGUACAGAAGCUGCAGUUUAUCAAUGUACUCUCUUUCGUUUCCAUCUUCGUCUUCUGCCCUUUUCCCUUCUCUGUUUGCUUUCGAUUCUUCGCGUCGUCUCUCUUUGCAACCAAAGAAGCUAAAUCGUCUACAAAGUCACUUCAUUUCUCCUCAACAUCUCUCAUUCUCUCAGUCUAAUGUCUCUCCUUACAGAGCGUUUUGUGUUUCUCCGACUUCUCCUCCAGAAGGAACAGUCUCAGUGUUCGAUUUCCAUGAGAAAGAUUGGUCCUUUCUCGAAUCUAUGGAAAUUGAAUCCACUGAACAUGCUCAGAAGAUCGAAAGGAUCAUAAAGGCUGGAGAAAUAUCGGAAUCUUCGAGGGUUUUGGUUUCAAUUAGCUCAGAGGCCUUCGUUGAUCGUUUGGUGGAAUCUUCACCUACUCAGCUCUUGCUUAUUGUCCAUGACUCUCUUUUUACGUUAGCCUGUGUCAAAGAGAAAUACGACAAAGUCAAAUGUUGGCAAGGGGAAUUGAUCUAUGUCCCUGAGAAAUGGUCUCCAUUAGACGUUGUGUUUCUCUACUUUCUUCCAGCUUUGCCUUUUGACCUCGACGACCUGUUCAAGACACUCUCUCAACGUUGUUCCUCUGGUGCAAGAGUAGUAAUCAGUCACCCGCGAGGUAGACAAGGCUUGGAGCAGCAAAGGAAAGAGUUUUCAGAUGUGGUCGUCUCUGAUUUACCUGAUGAUUCCACAUUGAGGAAUGUUGCUAAGAAGCAUUCAUUUGAGCUUACCCAGUUUGUUGAUGAGCAAGGACUUUAUCUCGCUGUUCUGAAAUCCUCCAAACAAUAGGUUGUUAUGUCGAGAGAAUAUCUUUUGUAUGAGAUUAUAUUUUUUCCCUGUUGUGUUGUGAUAAAAUAUACACCCAACAAUGGAGAAUUAUUCAUUUUGAGUAAAACAAAACCUUUGAA
Arabidopsis arenosa is the source of this 960-nucleotide messenger RNA. NCBI's taxonomy places the organism in Eukaryota, Viridiplantae, Streptophyta, Magnoliopsida, Brassicales, Brassicaceae. The record is from the annotation of a GenBank genome assembly.